AUGCAGGUCCUCUCUCUUGUUCUCUUCGCGGCACUUGCUUCCGCCGAUCCAAUUGUUUACCUUAUCCGUCAUGGUGAAAAACCCAGCAACGGCUCUGAUGGUCUGAGUGCCCAGGGUCUGGAGCGUGCUCAGUGUCUGAAGAACGUCUUUGGACCUGAUUCCGGCUAUGAUAUUGAUUAUAUUAUGGCUGAGACUCCUAAGAGUGAUGGAAAACGUCAGCGUCCUUAUGACACUGUCGAACCCCUCGCUGAAGAACUUGGCUUGACUGUCGAUACCUCCUGCAGCAAGACAGACUACUCCUGUGUCGCGGAUGUCGUGGAGAGCUACUCCGGCAGCGGAAACAUUCUCAUUUGCUGGGAGCACAAGGGGUUGGGUGAGAUCGUGGAAGAGCUAGGUGAUGAUGAUGCGCCUACCUACCCUGAUGAUGACUACAACUGGAUCUGGACUGAUCCUUCUCCCUACACCAAUGUUACUGCUUGGACAAACGAGGAUUGUCCUGGAUUGGAUGUCUAG
Molecule: messenger RNA, 513 nt
Organism: Penicillium malachiteum
Lineage: Eukaryota; Fungi; Ascomycota; Eurotiomycetes; Eurotiales; Aspergillaceae
Product: phosphoglycerate mutase family protein
Exons: 3
Coding region: 1-513 (170 amino acids)
Molecular function (GO): catalytic activity
Source: RefSeq, a predicted model, not a curated record